GCGCAUAUGCGUGAAACGGAACGCACCUUUAGACUAUUUUAGACUGUUGUUCAGACGUCCCUGUCAUAGCUACCACCUUCGGUGCAAGUGUGCGGCACAGGAGAACCUAACCUCUUCAGCUUGUCACGUUAUAGCCAAGUGUAGUACGAAUAACAUCGUAACUGUACAUCAACCGAUAAGAUUAUAAUCAUGUUGAGAAUUUCUAAUUGUGUUUCACGUGUGACGUCUUCUGAAACAUCAAACGUACAUCAAAUGCCCUUCCGACGAUACGCGUCGAAGACAAACAAAAUGAAGAAAUUGAUGACGGAAUUUAAAUUCGUCUUUGGCAAAUUGCUCGAAAAGAAUACUGAAAAGAAAAAGAGAUUAGAAUUAGAAAACAUCGGCAAGAUCCCUGUACAGAAACGAAACAAGACAGAUACGGAACUGCCAUGGGUCAUGCAACAGCCUCGUAAUAAUAUCAAAAGGAUUAUCGUAUCCGCAAAAGAACGAAGUGAAUCCGAAGAUGCGAAUCGAAUAAAUCCGACAAACUCUCCGGAACACUCAAUUACGGGGACGUUAGAGGAUAAAAAACCGGCCAACCAAAAUGCCAAAAAUACUUUUCACUCCAAGUCUGAUCAAUCCACGCAAAAAAGAACACAACAAAAAAUAACACAGCAAAGUACCGACGAAAAUAAAGUCGCAGAGAACAACAAUUUCCAUGAUGGUACAUCAUCGUCCAGAUCAGACAUGACUGAUACUGAAAAUGCGGCUGCAAAGUGCAGCGUGUCUGAGAAGUUUUUCGACAUCGUCGUAAAAAAUAUACAAUCCUUCUCAGUGAUGGACAAUAAACAAGUAUCGGUAGAAUUAACAGAAACGUUGUCGAUACCCGCGAAAGAUGACGUGAAGACAAUCAAAUUUCCCAGUGUAACUAGGAUUCUAACGCACACCAUGUCGCCGGAGUCGAAGUUAGCGUUGGACGCGUGGAAGAAAAGAAUGACAGAGAAACUUGGGAAGGAGGGUUUCGACAAGUAUCAGAAAGCGCUGUUGAACGACGGAUCAUCCCUGCACACGUGCAUAGCACACAACCUGCAGGGGAAAGAAUACGAGAUACCCUCCAGGAUCGAGCCGGUCUUCAACAGCGUACGUAGCGUCCUGAAAGACGUGAGCCACGUGAAAGCCAUCGAAGCACACGUGGCUCACACGAAACUACGCUACAAGGGUAUAGUCGACUGCGUAGCUUCGUAUAGGGGCGAGGACUACGUGAUCGAUUGGAAGAAGUCGGAUAAGAAGAAAUUGGACUUGAAGGAGACUUAUGACGCGCCCAUGCAAGUGGCUGCAUAUAUCGGCGCUAUCAAUGCUUCCAAUUUAUAUCCAUUCGUGAUAAAACGCGGGUUAAUCGUGAUUGCCUACACGUGCGGCGAGCCAGCGACGGUGCACGAGAUGUGCGGCGACACGCUGCAGGAAUACUGGACGAUGUGGUUACGGCGUUUGCAGCAGUACCACGUCGAAAGCCGGCGAGCACCGGCGACAAUAUGAGCAAUAAAACGCUAAUGUAACGGCGCGCCGUCGUAUAUUCAUUAAAACUUCCUCACACAAAGUCCCCCCCAAUUAAAUCCUUAUCCGUCAGCCGCAGGUAACUCUCGACGUCAGCGGCCCAAGUUUUUAAUUCCUUCCCUAGCGCGUCAGAAGUUGCAAUAAUCUAUAGUCUUCGGGGAGUAGUUGGAAAAGCUCUCCUCGUCCGAGUCGGAGGAAGCCGCGAAGGACGCGAGAGGAGCGAAGCAAGAGGAAAACCGCGUCGAUACGGCGAUUCAUUAAGCUCAGCGCAGUGAGCCCGGGGCUGCUGAUGAUUCACGAGAAUCAUACGCACUUUUUCCGACCGGCCGAUAAACGACAUAUAAUGAUUGUAAAAGGAAACGCGAGCCAUGAUCAAUUAUACAUAACUUUGUAAAAUAUAUUU
Messenger RNA from Harpegnathos saltator (Jerdon's jumping ant), 1936 nucleotides. RefSeq names its product mitochondrial genome maintenance exonuclease 1. Lineage: Eukaryota; Metazoa; Arthropoda; Insecta; Hymenoptera; Formicidae. The record is from RefSeq and is a predicted model, not a curated record. The transcript has 5 exons. Bases 190 to 1515 code for a protein of 441 amino acids. Gene Ontology annotation, cellular component: mitochondrion. Gene Ontology annotation, molecular function: single-stranded DNA exodeoxyribonuclease activity. Gene Ontology annotation, biological process: mitochondrial DNA replication.